Molecule: messenger RNA, 11849 nt
Organism: Dicentrarchus labrax (European seabass)
Lineage: Eukaryota; Metazoa; Chordata; Actinopteri; Moronidae
Product: E3 ubiquitin-protein ligase HECW1
Exons: 30
Coding region: 221-5254 (1677 amino acids)
Biological process (GO): regulation of dendrite morphogenesis
Molecular function (GO): ubiquitin-protein transferase activity; protein binding
Source: RefSeq, a predicted model, not a curated record
GGAAAGGAUGUGACUCGAGCCUCUCUCUCGCGUGCCUCAUCGGCCCUUCACUCGGUACGCGGUUUGUUUGUGUCCCUCCUGCCUUUUACCGUCGAAAUGGAGCUCGGUGGAAACUAGCAGGCGUGUCCCCCUUCGACUUCUCGUCCCUACCAUUGGAGAAUGAUCCACCGGCAGGUUAUUUUAUCCCAGGUUUUGGUCUGCUUUGGGUUGACUGGUCAUUAUGCUGAUGCAGCUCUGUAGUAUCAAGAACUUGUACCAGAAUCGGUUCCUAGGCCUGGCGGCCAUGGCCUCCCCGACCCGCAGCAGCCAGACCCGCCAGCGCUGUAAGGAUGCGGUUCGCCACAGCUAUGGCCCGGACACCUAUGCUGUCAAUGGUCUAAACCAGGAGGCCUUUAUGCUGGGACUGUCACGGUCCACCAGUGACACUGAUCUGGUCUCCCCAGACGCUCGCUCCACCCUCACCAUCAGCUCCUCCCACUACAGCAUAGGCCAGUCUGAAGACUUGGUGAUCACAUGGGACAUCAAGGAGGAAGUGGAUGCUGGAGACUGGAUCGGAAUGUAUCUUGUUGAUGAGGCUUUAUCAGAGAACUUUCUGGACUAUAAGAACCGAGGCAUCAACGGAUCUCACAAAGGACAGAUCGUUUGGAAAAUUGACUCCAGCUCCCACUUCAGUGACUUGGAAACCCAGGUCUGCUUCAGGUACUACCACGGUGUCACCGGAGCACUGAGGGCAACCACACCCAGCGUGACCAUCAAGAAAGGCUCUGCUCCUGUAUUAAAGCCAGUGGUCAGUCCUGAAGUCAACCAUGGACUGGGCAACAGGAGACUCAUUAACUUCUCUCUGUCAGACCUCCAAGCAGUUGGUUUGAAGAAGGGUAUGUUUUUCAAUCCCGACCCCUACCUGAAGCUCUCCAUCCAGCCUGGAAAGCACAGCAUCUUCCCUUCACUGCCACACCACGGCCAGGAGAAACGCUCCAGAGUGGUCUGCAACACGGUCAACCCACAAUGGAGCACAGAGAGGUUUAACUUUGUGUCUCUGCCCACCGACGUCCUUGAGAUCGAGGUGAAGGAUAAGUUUGCCAAGAGUCGGCCAAUCAUCAAGCGCUUCCUGGGGAAGCUCUCUGUCCCAGUCCAAAGGCUGCUGGAAAAACAUGCCAUCGGGGAUCGAGUAGUGAGUUACUCGCUGGGUCGCAGGUUGCCGACAGAUCACGUCUGUGGCCAGCUGCAGUUCCGCUUUGAGUUGACCUCUUCCAUUCACCCAGAUGAUGAGGAGGUCUCUCUGGUUAUAGAGGCAGCAUGUCCUGAGGGGGAAACUGCAGCAAAUGGCAACCACGUUGCUGAUGCGCCUGAUGAUGACACACUAAGCGUGGGACCUGACAUGCCUGACCUCCCCCUGGAUGCCCCCCCUGACCCCGAGACCUCUGCGCCACCGGCCUCCACAGCGGAAGCCUCCAUGGCGGAAGCCUCCAUGGCGGAAGCCUCCGCAGUGGAAGGCCCCGCACCGGAGGAGGUCCAACCUGCAGAGAAGGAGGAGGCUGAGGCAAUGCCAGAGGCGGAUCAAGGAACUGUGAUGGAGGAGGAGAGCACAGUGAGGGAGGAGCCCCCGUCGACAGAGCCCCGGGUGGAGCAGGAGGAGGCUGAACAGCAGGAGGGGAACAGUGGAACGGAGGGAGAGGAGGGAGGAAGGGAGGAGAGGCAGCAGGUGGAAGAAGAGGAGGAGCAGAGAGCAGAGUGUGCACCACAAGCUGAGGAGGAGGUGACAGUAGAAGAAAAAGAGAUUGGGGAGGAAACGCAGCCAAAGCCAGACUCUGACAAUCCUGUAUCAGCAAACAAUGAGGUUGCUACUGUGGAGGCCCCCACGGAGGGAAACAUCACAUCCCAGGAGGCCCCUGUAGAGCCACCCGUGGGGGCCCCCCAGGAGGUGACGGAGGCAGGAGAAAGAAGUUGCGGCCCCUGCACCUGCCAAUCAAUCUUCUCAAACUACAACUCCCAAGCCCCCUUACGCCGCAAAAACCGCCCCUGUUCCCUUCCAGUGUCAGAGCUGGAGACGGUAAUCGCUUCGGCCUGCGGUGAACCGGAGACGCCCCGAUCCCACUACAUCCGGAUCCACCACCUCCUCCACAGCCUGCCGUCGGCCCAACACAGAGCUCCCAGCCAGGAGGACGAGGAGGAGACCGGGGAGGGAGAGAACACAACUAUCACUCAAGAUACCACAUCCACAUCACCAACACUUAAAACCUCCAAAGAGGAGGAGGGGCAAGAGGAUGAGGACGAGGAAGAUACAACCCAGUCUCCCUCUCAGGUCCCAGAGUGUCCAGGCCCCUGCUGCCGUCGCUCCCUACCCCGCAGCCUCUCCAUUGAACGCCUCUCGGAGCUGAACCAGCUCCUGGAAGGUGAGAGAGUAGGAGGAGGACACUCAGUCAGGAGGAUCUCCCCCUCCUGCCUGGAGAGCGAGGAGGGGGAUUCCAGUAAUGGAGGAGGUAGGAGACAUGGCGGGAGCACUCACAGACCUCCAGGUGAGAACGAGUGUGAGUUUUGCGACACCUCCUGCUACAGCACCUCCUGCUACAGCACGUCAUGCUACAGCACGUCAUGCUACAGCAACUCGGGCUACGAAGGGAGGAACCGCUUCUGCAGCCACACCCGCCUCUCCUCGGUGGACAGCAACAGACUCUCUGGCAGCACAGUGUUCUCCUCGCAGGAUGAAGAAGAAGAUGAGGAGAGCGCCUUUGAGUCGGUACCUGAUGCCGGCCAGACCCCGGAGGGCCAGGAGGUGGGCGGGGCAGGAGGAGAGAGAAGGACAGGGAGGUGGAAGGAAGCCAGGAGAGGAGAGCAUGGGGAGCCGGCUGUGGCGGGGCCCAGCGAUAGGAACAGCUUCGGCUCAGACUUCUCCCCUCCUGCUGGCCAUCUUCCAGUCCUGCGACCCAGCCAUGACCUAAACCAUUUUCCUGCUGCCACUGACCAAGCCUUACCUCCAAACUGGGAAGCUCGUAUUGACAGCCACGGCAGAGUCUUCUAUGUGGACCAUGUCAACCGGACCACAACCUGGCAGAGGCCGAGCCACAGCGGGAAGUGUAACCACGGGAUCCCCCGCUCAGGAUCCACCCAGCAGAUGGAACAACUCAACAGGAGGUACCAGAACAUCCAGAGGACCAUGGCCACAGAGGAGGAUGGUGGGAGUCAGAGGUUAGAGCGGAGCGGCAGUACAGAGACUGAUUCGGAUGCUCCACAGACAGGCCCCGCCUCCCCUGUCAAUCACCAGAAGAUCAGCCAUCUCCUCCAAUCACCUGCUGUCAAGUUCAUCACACACCCAGAAUUCUUCACAGUGUUGCACAGUAACUAUGCCGCCUACCGGAUGUUCACCAGCAGCAGCUGCGUGAAACACAUGAUCCUGAAGGUGCGUCGCGAUGCCAGGAACUUUGAGCGCUACCAACAUAACCGGGACCUGGUGGUUUUCCUCAACAAGUUUGCAGACACUCAGCUGGAGCUGCCACGAGGCUGGGAGAUCAAGACUGACCCCCAGGGCAAGUCUUUCUUUGUGGACCACAACAGUCGAGCCACCACCUUCAUUGACCCUCGCAUUCCUCUGCAGAACGGCCGGCUGCCCGGCCACCUUGCCCACAGGCAACAUCUGCAGAGACUACGCAGCUACAGCGCUGGGGAGGCGUCUGAUGUGUCCAGGAGUCGUGGAGCCUCUCUGAUGGCCCGGCCUGGAAACAGCCUGGUAGCCGCCAUACGAAGCCAGCAUCACGCUGCUGACUCACAACAGCUGACCGCCCCGUCUUACAAUGACAAGAUAGUGGCGUUCCUUCGACAGCCCAACAUAUUUGACAUGUUGCAGGAGCGACAGCCCAGCCUAAGCAGGAACCACGCACUGAGGGAGAAAAUCCACUACAUUCGGACCGAAGGGACUCAGGGGGUGGAGAAGCUGUCGUGUGACGCAGACCUAGUCAUCCUGUUAAGUUUAUAUGAAGAGGAAAUCAUGUCGUAUGUCCCGCCCCACCCCAUCCACCCCGGCUUCAGCUUCUCUCCCCGCUGCUCCCCCGCCUCCUCACCACAGAACUCUCCUGGCCUGCAGAGGGCCAGGGCUCCAGCUCCUUACCGCAGAGACUUUGAAGCCAAACUAAGAAACUUCUACAGGAAGUUAGAAGCCAAGGGGUAUGGCCAGGGACCAGGCAAGAUCAAGUUGCUGAUCAGGAGAGAACACUUGCUGGAGGGAACCUUUAACCAGGUGAUGGCGUACUCGCGCAAAGAGCUGCAGAGGAACAAACUCUACGUCACUUUCCUAGGAGAGGAGGGAUUGGACUACAGUGGUCCGUCCAGAGAGUUCUUCUUCCUCUUGUCUCAGGAGUUGUUCAAUCCAUACUAUGGUCUGUUUGAAUACUCGGCUAACGAUACAUACACCGUUCAAAUCAGCCCCAUGUCGGCGUUUGUUGAGAACCAUCUGGAAUGGUUCCGUUUCAGUGGUCGUAUCCUGGGUCUGGCUCUAAUCCAUCAGUACCUGCUGGAUGCUUUCUUCACUAGACCGUUCUACAAGGCCCUGCUCCGACAGCCGACAGACCUGUCUGAUCUGGAAUAUCUGGACGAGGAGUUCCACCAGUCUCUGCAGUGGAUGAAAGACAACGACAUCACUGACAUCCUGGACCUCACCUUCACUGUCAAUGAGGAGGUCUUCGGCCAGGUGACGGAGCGGGAGCUAAAGUCAGGCGGCUCCCACCUCCAGGUGACUGAGAAGAACAAGAAGGAUUAUAUAGAGCGAAUGGCCAAGUGGAGGGUGGAGAGAGGAGUGGUGCAGCAGACAGAGGCGCUGGUCAGAGGCUUCUACGAGGUGGUAGACUCCAGGCUGGUGUCUGUGUUCGACGCACGGGAGCUAGAGCUGGUUAUCGCCGGUACGGUAGAGAUCGACCUCAGCGACUGGAGGAGCAACACGGAGUACAGAGGAGGUUACCAUGAUGGUCACAUAGUGAUGCGGUGGUUCUGGGCCGCUGUGGAGCGCUUCAACAAUGAGCAGCGUCUCCGCCUGCUGCAGUUUGUCACCGGGACAUCCAGCGUGCCCUACGAAGGCUUCGCCGCACUGCGGGGAUCCAACGGCCUACGCCGCUUCUGCAUUGAGAAGUGGGGCAAAGUCACAUCACUACCCAGGGCUCAUACUUGUUUUAACCGUCUGGACCUGCCACCGUACCCCUCAUACACCAUGCUGUAUGAGAAACUGUUGAUCGCGGUGGAGGAAACCAGUACAUUUGGCCUGGAGUGAGACAGACAACAGACAAAUCCACACUGCAUCCCUCUCUGUGUAACACUGGCUGGGCUACAAUGCGAAAAACAAGCAGCUAUUGUGGGCUCAAUAUGUCGUAAAGAUACCUGGAUUGUACUCGACAAAGUUUUUGGUCAUAUGGAUAUAUGUACGUCACUGUUAUGGUACUUUGUGUUAGAGUCUCUCACUUAGCUAUGAGGAUCUUUAUGACAGCACCACGGCAGGACUACUGUUAUUUUUAUAUUAAUCACUGAGACUGGAGAAUAUGGAACACUACAACAGCGUUUUUUAAAAAUAUUUCUAUAUAUAUGCAUACAAAUGGUAUGUAAAAAUUGAAUCAAAAUCAUUUAAAGUUGCAUGUAGCAAAAUGCAUAAUCCAUCCAAUGAUUAAAAUACUUACAGUAACAGAAAAGGCUAACAAAAACUAUCAGCAACAAGUAAAGUAAAAUUAUAGCUACACAACAGCACCCAAAACAAGAACUUUACAUAAAAUGUAAGACACUAUUAUGACAUCUAAAUACUUAAUUUAUCUUUAAAUUGAUACCGGGUUGAAAUGUUGAGUUCACAGAAAAGAUUUAAGUGAUAAAGUAGUAAAUGACAAAACCUGCAUAUACUGCAAAAACAGAGAGAAACAAACCAUGCAAACAGUGCACACACAAACAUGACAAAGCUUAACAUUUCCCAUUUGUCACACAUCAAAUUAAUUGUUGUCUACACAAGAAAAACAAUAAAACAUUUGAUUAAACGUGACAGAUUUGCAGCAUACAACACAUUUGGACAUCUUUUCUGUGAAUUCAAUCUCAAUGCUAAUGACGUGUGCAAAUUCUGGCACACAAAUUCUCAGGUGGUUUGCUGCUCUUAUAAAUUCUGAUAAAUAUGUAAUCUAUGUGGCUUUAAAGAAGCAGUUCGAAGUAUAAUGCAGAUUUUAAAAAAGCUCAUCAGAUGGAUGCAAAAGUCUGGUAGCCCUGAUGCCAAAGGAACAAUCGUGUAUGAUUUUUAAUCUGGGGAGCCUACGAGGAUCAUUAUGUAUUUGAUCUGGACUGUGGUGGGCCAGUAAGAACCAGCCUGAGGAUCUGAGACUGGGAUCUGGUACAUAAAGAAUUAAUGAAAUGCGAUGUAGCUUGGUGUCUGGACCAGCCAUUUCAAGGCCUGAAGGGGGAACAGUAGAACCUUGAAAUCCAAUCUAAAAUAUAACUAAUGUAAAGAAUUAUAUGGAUCUUGUGUGUCAGUCAGAGCUGUAGCUGCAGCACAUUAGCAAUUUUGAGAAGAGACAUAAAUAUGCAGAGCAGCAAAAGUCUAAGCUACAGGAGAGGGUUGAUUAACGAUUGAUUACUUUGUCAAGACCACUUAGCAUCUGUGUGAGUCGAAUAAAUCAUGGCAAAUGAUUGUAAUUAAGGAAUCCUGCAUGUUGCAAGGUGAUUAAGAAAGGAGGCUAGGCUAUUGGUAUCACUGUGUUUUAAUGACAGCAGCUAGAUGUGAAGGCAAAGAAUAUAUUUGCAGACAAUUUAUUGAGAAGCCUGCACGUUUAUAAGAAAUUAGAGCCCAAAUCUGACCCUUGAGCAACUGGUGAUGGUUUCGAAUGCUCUUCUGGGAAAACAGGAGCUGGACCACUGAAGGUAUACGCCACUGUCAGUAAUAGUUAAGCCAUCCAUGCACAUUCUCUUGUUAUGCUCUCAGUUAACUAUAGCAAUGAAGUUUCUUUUUCCAGCAAUGUCAAUAACUUGAAAGCCAAUACUGUUCAAAUCUUCAAUAGGCUCCACAGCAAUGAGCAGAGACAUGAGAGAAGUGCUAAAGGUCUUUCAGGAAUUAGAGAAUUUGCUUGGAAAUAGAAAUGGUCUGGCAUACUGAAACUGGAUACGGUAAUAUAGGAAUACUUCAUAAACAACUUUGGUCUGAUUCAGAUGCAGUACACUGACAGCAAAUCCAGGUGAAGGGUGUAAUAUGCCCCGUUAAAUAGGAGGGUCUAAUGAGCAGUUACAGAAUCAACAAUUUCUACAAUACUUUAUCCAUGUCUGACACUCAACACGUAUUGGUAUGGUCUGGGAAGGCUGAGAUCUGGACAGCUUCCCAUUCUUUAGCUCAGUCCAAAGUGAGGACAGCAGCUGGGAAUAGACCUUUGACGUUCUCCUCUGAAUGGACAGCAGUGUUACUGACUCCAGCAGUCUCUCUCCAGCUUUCUUGCUCUGCAAUGCUUUCAAAAGCGGAGACAAUGAUGUCACAUCUCCACGAUCAAAGAAGCCAUCAAUUCCAACACAAGGGCUUCUGGGAUUCCCUCUGUGGAGACUGGUUGUGAUCAUGUCGACCAAGCAAACUGGUAGUUCUUGAUUCCUUGACAACAGAGAAUGCGCAUGUGGACAUUGUGUUUCCUGCUGGCUAAAGGGGACAUUCUGUGAACCCCGUUGGCCAGAGUGGUGCUUCACCUCUCAGCAUCUCUGGUCCUGCUGUUUGAAUGGUAGCUGCUUGUAGUCUUAUUCAAGUCCUCCACUGAUGAACUUCUUCUCUGUGACUGCGUACCAUCACCAUGGUGUUGCUCUUUGCACGGAGCAGGUACUCCAGUAUCUGAACCUUUACCAUCUCAAACAACAUGACUGAAGUAACGCAUGUAGGGCUCCAAUGGCCUGGGAUCCUUGCAUCGGCUGCCUGAACUGAUCAGCCCCUUCUGGUAUAAACUAAUCAUAUGUACUGGGGCCCUUGGACAAACCAGUGUAAUAUAUGCAAUAGUUAAGACCUUUACUCCAAUCUGUUCCACAGUCUACCAUGUUCUUUCAGAUGAUGACCGACUGCAGUGUACCCUCAGCAACCCAAAGCCCCUUGUCUACAUCUCUAGUCCAGUAAUGAAACUGUGCCUCAGUUACUGACUGCCUCAUUUGUGGCCUGUGGGGUCGUUGCGCUUAGCGGUUAGCACUGCCUGACUUAAGGACAGUCCUGAGCGCAGAUUUUUGCUUUGGUUCUUUAUGAAAACAGUUUGCAUGUUGUGUCAGUGUUUGUGUGGGUUCCGCUAACACUCCAAACACAAGUCGUGUUAUUGGAGAAUCUGAUGCCCCAUUUACACAUAGCCACCUAAUGCGUCUUGGACAGAGAAUUAUCUCAUAUCAAAAAGUAUAAGUAAGUAUAAGCCAAGUGUAAAUGCAACCAAGAAGCAUUAAAGCUGGAUUGAAGUCCACCAUUUUAGCCAAAUGUUGAAAAGGUAAAAAAGCGCUCAUAGCCACAUAGACCUUUACUCCUCUAAAAAUGUAACUGCAGGGUUUGUCAUUGUUGAAUGAUCUUUAUUGUUCAGGUUUAACUCCACUAAUUUCACACAUCAAAGACCGUUUACAGGCGUUGAGGAGUACGACUACAUGUGUGAAAUAAGUUGUAUAAAGUCUUUAGUGUCUCCAGGGUAAGCUGUGUGAAGUCAUUAGCCAUUACUAGCAUAACACACCAGAAUCCCAGACUGAACUGUCAGCUGUCAAGAUGCAUUAUGGGUAUUGUAGGAAAAAGGAAAGGAAAUUUGGAAAUUUUGAUUUUGACACCUUUUUUUAAACUCCCCACUAAUAACUAGUUAUAAGAGUGCAGUACUAAAUUGAUGUUAAUUUGUAUCUAGACAUCACAGCAAAAGAAAUGGCAUUGAUGACAUGUAUGUGCUGCUCAAUAUCCCUAAGACUUACAAGUCCAUAUUAGAUGAUCUAGUACCUCACAAUUUACGCCCAGGGCCAACAUGCAGUGCCCUUUAUGUAGAGAGCCGGAAAGUAGGGUUUCCUUCAAUUAAUGUUCACUUUAACCCCAGUCUUUCCCUAACAUUUACCAAUUUCUUUGGUUGCCUCGCCCUAGCUAACCACACCUUAGCCAUGUUUGCCAUGAUGACAGUCUACCCCUACCCGUAAACAUACCAUAGUUUCCAUGAGAUGAUAUUGUACCAUGAGAAUUGCUUUAAUUGUUGGCAUUGGAUGUAAAUAACAUUGUCACUCUGGGGUCUCACAGAAUGGCGUUAAGAUAUAAUACCCUUGCAAGUGUAAAUAGAGAUGUUCUGAGACCAUUUUUUCAUUCCCGAAUUGGUUGGUACCAAGUACCAGUCUGUCUUUUAAAAUAGCAAAAAUACAGGCUUACCAGUAUAUGCAUAAUAUUAAUUAUAAUUAUAUAUCAUAUAUGUAUGGCCUGGCUCAGGUAAACCCUGUAAACCUGUAAAUGUCAGAGACUUGGCUACCCUGGGGGGGAAAUGAUGACCUGGACACUGCUGGGAAGUAACACGGUCCCAUUUCAGGUAUCAGAUCAAUGCACAGACACAAACAGGCAACAAUAUCAGGUUUUAGGCGGAAGAAUUUCUGAUACUGGAUUUUCAGCAACUCUAAGUGUAAAUGGGGCCUCAGUUACAGAAAAAUAGUUGCCUGUUAGCCCUGAGAGAGACUGGCAACCUGUACAGCGCCCUUCCCUGUCAUUCACCCAUGGCAUGCUGGGAUAGGCUCCAGCCCCCAACCCACUGACGCUGAGUAGGACCCAGCUCGGUAAGAACAGAUAGAUGCAGAGUGUUUUACACAGGUCAGACAUGUUUGACCACAGCUUAACUUUGACCCUCAUUAACCAUAAGCAGCCUGUGGGAUGAUCUGAUAGUAUUUUCUUAAGCAACAGUUGAAUACACAGGUUCACUUUUUUAUCAUUUUCAUUGGAACAACUGAGAUGAACAUCUCUAAUGAUAUGUGAUAUCACCUUAAUGGUGCUUUAUUUGCGUGCUGGCUACAGAAAUGAUCACAGUGGGCUAACGGGGCACUACAGAAGCAACAGGAAUACAGGAUAUCCUUGUCAGUAAAUUUAGGAUUGAGUUAGAUUAGAAUCAGAUGUGUCUCUCUCUCCUGAUAAAGUCACUACUGGCAGUCGGAUCAGUAGUACUGCACUCAUCAUUGGCAGUGGUGAGGCCUUAUCCACUCAUCUGUACAACCAAGAGGACAAGGCUGUGAUUAUGUUGCAUCUUUUUUUCUACAAUCUUUUGUACUGUUAUUUAUACUGUAUUGUAUUUAUAAGUAAAGGGAAGUCCUGAAGCUUUCCUUGAAUGUUUUGUUUGUUUGCAGUUUUUUGAUGUUGUGAUAAGAAGCAUCAGAGUUUGCCUUCACUUUUGAAGCCUUUGCGUUUUGAUAUGUAUGUACAUCUUUUCUAAUAUCCAUAAGCUAGCUGGUUCUCUGUUGCUCAGUGCAGGAAAUGUGCUACCGUGGUGUCUGUUUCUGUUUCCAUUCAGCUCACAGUAUUUCUCUUUAUCUGUUCACUGCUUCCUGUGGUGGCCUCAUCAUCGUUUUAUUAUUGACCCUUCCUAAGUCCCGCCCCUUUUUGCUCCAAUAACCGAGACUGAAGACAGUAACAAUGGUUGGAAGGAGAGCAGGGCAACUGAGCCAGGUAAUGAAGUCCAUGUAAGUGAUACAAGAUAUAACCGUAGUAAGAAAUCUUUUAGCUGCUCUCAGUGUGGCAGCAGAUUUGGUUUGAGGAUAAUUCUGAAAAUACACCAGAGUUCAUACCAGAGAGAACUCUCAAGCCUCGCUCGGCCUCGCUCAGAACGUCAGUCAGCUUUCUUCCUGUACCUAGCUGAAAGACAACCAAAAUGAAGAUGGUUAAAAGAUCAGUGAGAUAGCCUACAUCUUAGGUUAGCUAAUGUCAGCAAAACGUUAACUAUUUAUGUAAAUUAGCUAGCUAGUUACCCAGCGUUUUGCAUACAUUAGCUUUCAGAUGUAACUAGCUAGCUAACGACUCAUGUAGAUUAGUGAGCUAGUGUUUUUCUCUGUAGCAAAACGGCUAGCUAAUGAUUUAUGUAGAACAGCUGGCUAGUUACAUCUGCUAGCAAGUAUUUUACUAACAUUAGCUAAUGUAAGAUGCAUAGCAUAUCUAGUGCAGUACAGGAAUGGAGAAAGGUGUCUGAGGUUCUGACCGAGGCUUGCUCAACUGUUAUUGGAGCGCAGAGCAAAAGGGGGCGGGACCUCAGAUGGGUCAAUUGAGUUUUUGUGAAGUUUUUAUUUUAUUAUUUUCAUGUCAUACAUUUCAGAGCCGUAUGUAUCCUGCUAGUAAUCCGUGCUUUGGGCAACAAAUGGCAUGCAUACAAAUGAGAGAUUUUUGUAUGUGAUUUGUUGAAAGUGUGAAGACAGUGUAAGGAAGUCUUGUUUUAUUGGGCUGAUACAUUGUAGAUGUUAAACACUGAUAUUUAUUCUGGAAAAAGAAUGGUUAAGAAUACUCCCAUAACACUGAUAUGUAAGUGCAUCGAUAGCAGCUAUUAUAGAAAUAUUUACGUAAGGGUUUGGAUAAAUAAAAUCAUGGGUUGUCUGCAGAAAGGUAUGGUGGUGGCAAAUUGUAGCAGCUGUUUUGUAUUUGUGUCUUUUCAAGCUUUUUGUUUAUUUUCAUUUAAAAGGGAAUUUAGCAGAGGGUGUGAAUGACUGGGUGGAGCUUUGCUGGGAGGUGACACUGAAGCAUGCAUAUUUUUUGUUUUGUUCCUAGUUUUUUGUGUGUAGAUUAUUAUACACGUAAUGUUGAGAGGUACAGUUUCGAUUUGUCUGAGAACGGGUUGCUUAAUACUCAGGCUGUGCUACCGCUCCACCACACAAUACAAAUGUUUAUGAAUCUCAAUAAAAUGGUCACUUUGUUA